This is a messenger RNA of Cuculus canorus (common cuckoo), 2386 nucleotides long. It is a transcript of the gene PIGL, whose product is annotated as phosphatidylinositol glycan anchor biosynthesis class L. Gene Ontology annotation, biological process: GPI anchor biosynthetic process. Gene Ontology annotation, cellular component: endoplasmic reticulum. Gene Ontology annotation, molecular function: N-acetylglucosaminylphosphatidylinositol deacetylase activity. The record is from RefSeq and is a predicted model, not a curated record. The transcript has 10 exons. NCBI's taxonomy places the organism in Eukaryota, Metazoa, Chordata, Aves, Cuculiformes, Cuculidae. Bases 61 to 657 code for a protein of 198 amino acids.
GCGGGGGGGGGCGGUGCCGUGCGCGCGCUGCUGGUGACGGCGCACCCCGAUGACGAAGCCAUGUUUUUCGCCCCCACCGUGCUGCGCUUGGGCAGCGCCGGCGCCCGUCCCGCGGUGCUGUGCUGCUCCGCAGGAAAUUAUUACAGUCAAGGAGAAAUUCGUAAGAAAGAACUGGAACAGAGCUGUUCUCUUCUGGGGAUUCCUGCUUCCGAUGUAACAGUCAUUGAUCACAGGGAUCUUCCAGAUAAUCCUGCUGUUGAAUGGGACACACAGCUCCUCGCUGCCUUUGUGCUAAAGCACAUAGAAGCCAAUCACAUCAACCUGGUGGUAACCUUUGAUGCAGGAGGAGUGAGUGGCCAUGUUAACCACAUCUCUCUUUACACGGCUUUAAGGUCCCUGCACUCCCAGCGGAAGUUACCUGAAGGGUGCCGUGUGCUCGUGCUUGAAUCAGUAAAUCUCUUCCGGAAGUACAUCUCCAUCCUGGAUGUACCAAUCUCCUGUCUCCUGCCUGGAGACACACUCUUCAUACUGACAGAGGAGGAGACUGAACAAGCCAAGAGAGCCAUGCGGUGUCAUCGCAGCCAGCUCCUCUGGUUUCGCCACAUCUAUAUGCUUUUCUCACGUUACAUGGUGAUCAAUUCACUCCGCCUUCUCUAGAAAAGACAUUGCUCACAACCUCAGGAGUAAAAGAACGAGCCAAAAAGACUGUGCCAGACUGAGGACUAAGGAAAACUCACCUGUUAGGUGCUGAAGAGGACAGGAUUCUCUUUGUGUGGCAUUAAGACUACAAAAAACAGGCUGUAUGAACUUCCUUCUGAAUAUCUUGUUGCCUGGUACAUUGAGAAGAACAGGGGUUUGCAGCCAUUCUAUUUUCUCACUGUAGAAGCUUAAAUAGGAUAAUAAAUUUGGAUUUACCUAACAAACAGGCAAAUGCAGGAGUAUUCUGCAUUAGAGAAGAUAGGCACAAACUUUUUCCUCAAGAGGAUGUAGGUGCAAGGACUGCUUCUGUAAAAUCCAGAUAUCAGGAGUAACUUUUCAAAGAUCAUUCUAUCUCCGCAUAGAAAAUCAGAACCACAAGAUGUGUUUUAUUCAGUCAGAACUUUUAAAAGCCAAAGCUUAUGAAUAAAACACCAGAAAUCAUAAAAAUUUCUGUAAUUGCACUGAUGCUUGCUGCUCCUGCUGCUUCUUUCAUACACAUUGUGUUACAGGCUCCACCUUCGCAGAGUGUCCCUCAUGGAACAAGCAUUUCUUCUUGCUUCAGAACAUAAGGCUCGAGGCCAACUCACAAGAGUCAACAGUACAUAAGAAUAAGGUGUGAGAGACCCAGACUGUAACUAGGUCUUUUACAGAACAUGUGUGGAGACAGAAGGUGCAAGAGAUGUUUAAAAAGCUGUUCCUCUUAUGUAAAAGACAAGUGCAGGAGUUAAUGAUCGUCUCUCUUUAUGUUAAAGGUAUUUUGCUAUCCUGCUGAAAAACCUCACCCCAGAAGCCACAUGUUAAAUGGGCUCAGCCGCGGCAGAGAGAGCGUGAACAAAGAGAGCUCCUUCACUGCAGUGCAGCUUGGAUCGGAUCCAAAAGACUCAUAGGCAGGAGGCAGACUGAAAAGAUGCAGACAAAGUCUGCAUUCGAUGUCAGCAUGUUGCUGCCUGCGCUUGCUUUGGCUAACGUCAUGUCCUUGAAGAAUGAAUUUUUCAGGAGCCAUUAUCAACAAGUUCACAGAAGGAAGUUGCUUCAUAACCUGAUCAACGCUUCCUGGUCUGGAGGCAAGUAAACAGCCACUUGAAUUUCAAAUGUCAGCAUUUCAUCACAGCGGCUGUUUUGCAACCUCACAUUAAAGAACUGUGUUGUCAGCGGGGUGAAGCGGCUCCAAGGGCUGCUCAGGACAAGGGGCCGCAGGACCAGGGGCACGCUUAGCCCACGGCAAGCAUGACACCCAGGCACCAACGCUCGCCACAUUCCUAACCAACACCUUUUUUGGCUUUGUUAGCUCAGUUCUGCUCUUCCCAGCUUUUCCUCACAGCCAUACGAUAGAACCAGCCCUACAGACUGUCCCAGGCUCUGCCCUAAGUGCCCCAGGGUAGGGGGCGCUUGAUGUGCUGCUGGCUCUGCGCCUCAGCAAGGGCAACCCACCUUUCUCUGGGGUGCUCAUCCCCCACACUGGGCUGGGCUCUUCCAUAAGCACUGCUCGGGGAUGAAACAGGGGCUAAACAAACUGAAGUAGAACCAGAGCCAUCGCUAUCCCCAUCCCUGUACCCAUUUCCAUCCUCAUCCCCAACCCUAACUUUUUCCCUCUUCCUCAAGCCUCUUUCCGUCCCCAUUCCCAUCCUUGUCCUAUUCCCCAUCUCCAUCUCCAUCCCCAUCCCCAUCCUCCUCCUUCUCCUCUCCC